UCCCAAGGCAGUCACGCCAAGGAGGUGUAGCGUCCGAGCACCUUCGUCAGUGUUGCCCCAACAGCCAACGCGAGUGCACGUCUCCUCUCUCUCUCUGCCUGUCACCACACGCCCCAUCACCAUGAGCUGGCCAUCAUUCUACGGUUAUAAGUACACCCCCAUCGGUCUCCGCCAGAGGGAGAGGAAGGACGACUCCGGCACCAGGUCCAUCUGCACCACCGUGCACCUGCCCCAGGGAGGACACCUGCUUGACAUUGAGAGGCAGUACGGCAUCGAUGGCUCUAUGGCGAAGAGGGAGACCCAGAACAUGUCCCCAUCAUCCGCCGUUCCAGUGACGCGCCCUUCGACCCGCGCCGCCUCGCCUUCUCCCGCAGGCCUUCCCAGCGACUUCUUCGAACCUCGCAAAGAGCCCUCAGACUUCGAGCGACAGGCAGAUGACAUCAUCGCCAACUUCCGCGCCAGGCAGGGGACUGGUCUCGAGGAUUCCAGGGAGGCUAUCCAGCACCUUGAAGAUACUUUUGGUAAAUACUCCAAGCCACUUCGCCGAGAGGUGUCCCCGUCGGCUGCUUCGAAAGUAGCAACGGCGGGAGACACUUUUUCCUCCUUUACCUCCUCCAAGGCGGCUCUCUCGUCCUCCGAGAUGACCUCCCUGGCCAAGGAAGACUCGACUAUGACUGCCUCCACUCGGGUGAGAAGGAUGUUGAAGAAGGCAGCGGAAGAUUUCUAAAACACCUGACGGACAUAUAUCCUUCAUCCCAAGACAAAAAAAAAAUAACCAUAUAUAGAAAAAAAGAAAAAGGCAUAUACUUUUUUUUUCUUCCAGUCCUAUUCAUGGCUAAUUCUAUAUAAUCCUCCAAGUAGAUAAGAAGAACAAAAAAAAAAAAAAAUGUUUUUAUUUUAAUUAAUUUGUAAUGGCGAUAUUUGGCUUCGACUGACUGCUGACGUCAAAGGCGUAUUACGGGCAACAUUUAUAUAUUUUUUUCUCUCUCAUCUAAAAAAAGGAAAGUAAAAAUUCUACAAAGUGAGUGACAAAGUGAAGAAGUCAUCUUUUAGAGACAUCUUUUUUUUCUGCAACUUGGACGCGGCCGGAGACUUAGACUGCGACGAGAUCUGGAACUCCGUUACUUCCGAAGAAAACGAUGACUUGUCGGUUGUUGGCUCGGUUUCCCUUGUAGCGAUUGCGCCCGUGGGGAUUGGAAUGCAAAGCACUGAUAUGUCACAUAAAGUAACUUGGUUUCAGAUCUUGGUUUAUGUAACGAAUGUAACACAAGAGAAAAAAUGGACGAAAUAUGUCCAGACAAGGAGACUGCCUUGUGUCUUUGUUUACUUCUGUUGAGCAUUUGAAUUAUUUUCUCGUAUUUUUUUUGGAUAGGAUAUAACAAAAAUCCUUUUUUUUCAUUCAUGCUCUGUCAUAUACAUUUUUGUGCAUUUUGUAUAUAAUAUUGGCCCGUAUUUUUUUUCAUACACGGUUACUCAAUACAUAAAUUAUCACAAAAGUGCUCUAACAUGACACUACCAGGACAUAAAUCAGUUAUCGACAACCAAAACACUUUAAAAUUUAUUUUUAGAAAUUCUAUUGUAAUGCUCGUACUUUAAAUAAAUGAUACACAAA
Messenger RNA from Penaeus indicus, 1612 nucleotides. RefSeq lists its product as uncharacterized. NCBI's taxonomy places the organism in Eukaryota, Metazoa, Arthropoda, Malacostraca, Decapoda, Penaeidae. The record is from RefSeq and is a predicted model, not a curated record. The transcript is spliced from 5 exons. Bases 122 to 727 code for a protein of 201 amino acids.